Chaetomium strumarium is the source of this 1478-nucleotide messenger RNA. RefSeq lists its product as uncharacterized. The coding region runs from base 1 to 1173 and encodes 390 amino acids. NCBI's taxonomy places the organism in Eukaryota, Fungi, Ascomycota, Sordariomycetes, Sordariales, Chaetomiaceae. The record is from RefSeq and is a predicted model, not a curated record. The transcript has 5 exons.
AUGAGUUGCGGCACAUGGGAAGCCGGACCAAGCUCAUGGGGGGGUAGAAUCCCGGAGAUCCUCCCGACUGCUCUGAAAGUCGACCCCAAAGCCAGCCCCAUUGACCAGGUGAAGCAGGCUUACGACGACAUUUACUCAAGAAUCCAGCAAACCUCGCAGUUUACUAGGAACAAAGCUAUCGCAUUUAUCGAACUCCACAAAUCUCAGAGGAACGCAACCCUCGAGCAACAGCUGGGCUCCAGUAACGCCCAAAAGAUAGCGGCGACAGCCGCUAUACACGGGCUAGUGGUUUCCGCUAAUUCCAUGAUCGACACGCUCAAUGCAAUGUACCUCAUGGAUGUUUCUCCGGAGGACUUCGCAGCGGUGUCGAGAUUCCUGCAGUAUGCGGACGCUCACAGCCUGCAAGACGCAGCCGAGGCCGCCGCAAAUCUUCCCGGGCUCUCGGACGCAAACGAAGAUCCUGACGACGCGGGCGACCUUUCUCUGUUGAUACGCAAAGAUACAGGCUGCUCUUCUCGCUCUGCUGUCAAGUGCCUGCUUGAUCAAGACGCCGAUUCGGGCUUGUUCCAUGACGUCGAUACAACGCCCAACCCAUGCGCGCCCACAGAUCUGGAAAAGGCGACCUUCCAGGAGAAACUCAUUAGCUUGGCCAAUACUACUCCCCAAACUACGAAAGGGAUACUGCAGGAUUCACAAGGGCCACCCAACAUGCGAAUAGCCUUCGCUCGCAUCUUUGACGAGGCAGCGAAGGCUCGGAUUGAGAAUCCCACCAAAAUGACUGAUUCCGACUGGCAAAUGAUCUACGACCAGCCGGCGGUAGUGCUGCUGGAACAGAACCUCCGCGACGGCUUUCCAUUUAUUUUCACCACCCAGCUGGUGCUCGGGGCCCGUUUCAACAAACACGAAAUAGGCCAAGACGCCGUAUGGGUUAAGCCACCGAUCGAGAACGUGAUCACAAGAGGCAGACAUACGAUGCUAGCUGUCGGCUUUGACCCAGGCCGGAGACUGUUUCUUGUGCAGAAUUCGUGGGGUCCCAAGUGGCCGCUAAGCUACAGCGGAUCGGACGAGAGGCUGCGUGGACGGUUUUGGAUGCCGUAUGAGUGGUUCGAGGCAGCGGUCGAUGGGAAGCCACUCACAUACGAUUUUUGGGUGCCUUGUACUAUCCCUUCCUAAUGUCCUCCUAUUAACGCUCAAUAGUGGACUAACUAGAUUGACUUGAUGAAAGACAAGGACGGGGUUAUGUUCCUAGAACUGCUUCUUUGUUCAUCUCAAGGUGGCCCCCACGAUGCCGCGAACGGGUCAUGCCGUAGGGGGAUCUGCAUCGUGACGGCAGAUAUGGCCGCAAUGCUUUGGUGGGUGUGAGAGGAAUCGUACUAGCGUUAAUGAUGUACUAGCCUGGAAGGUGCUCUUCUGAUGAAAGUGGUUGGUUCAUACGGGCACUAGUUUGCAUACACUUCGUUGUCGUUUUGGUUUCUUCC